AUGGUUUAUGUGGAUGAUUUGGUUUUGACAGACAAUGAUUUUGCUGAAAUUGAUUCAAUGAAGAAUCUACUUAAUAAAAAAUUCAAAAUUAAGAUUUGGGGGGACUUGAAGUACUUUUUAGGCAUGGAGAUGGCUCACUCAUCAAAAGGGAUUCAUCUUUGUCAAUGCAAGUAUGCCCUAGACAUUCUCAAAGAUUUUGGCUUCUUAGAGGGCAAACCGAUUAGCACUCCAAUGGAUUACACUUGUGCAUCAAAAUUAUCAAGGGAGAGCGGCAUUGCAUUGGAAGAUCAAACUCAAUGUAGACAACUAGUUGGUAGGCUCUUGUAUCUAACCAACACAAGUCAGUUUAUCGAUUGUCCAAUAGAUGUACACUUGCAAGCUACUCACAGGGUACUGCGGUAUUUGAAAGGAUGUCCCUCAGUUGGUCUGUUCUUCUUAGCUGAAAACGAACUUAAGCUAUCAUAG
Arachis ipaensis is the source of this 465-nucleotide messenger RNA. Lineage: Eukaryota; Viridiplantae; Streptophyta; Magnoliopsida; Fabales; Fabaceae. The record is from RefSeq and is a predicted model, not a curated record.